Molecule: messenger RNA, 2964 nt
Organism: Rhizoctonia solani
Lineage: Eukaryota; Fungi; Basidiomycota; Agaricomycetes; Cantharellales; Ceratobasidiaceae
Product: vacuolar protein sorting-associated protein BRO1
Exons: 10
Coding region: 1-2964 (987 amino acids)
Biological process (GO): protein transport to vacuole involved in ubiquitin-dependent protein catabolic process via the multivesicular body sorting pathway
Cellular component (GO): endosome
Molecular function (GO): protein binding
Source: RefSeq, a predicted model, not a curated record
AUGACCAGCCCUUGCAUAUCGAUACCAAAGAAGAAGACGGAUGAGGUGGACUGGACGUCACCCAUUCGAUCACUGAUACAGCAGUCAUAUGGCGAAAGUCCGGAUAACUAUGCAACAGAGUGUGCUGCGCUUCAGAGAUGCAGGCAAGAUGCAGUCAGAGGAGCUGGCAGUGAUUCAACCGCGCGCGAUCUAUUGUACAAAUACUUUGGUCAACUUGAGCUACUCGAGCUUCGAUUUGCGGAGAUAAGAGUGUCCUUCCCAUGGUAUGAUGCAUUCACCGGAAAGUUAACGACACAAACCUCUCUUGCAUUUGAGAAGGCAUCCAUUAUUUUCCAAAUAGCAGCCACACACACAUCCAUUGCUGCAUCUCAGAACCGCGCUGACCCAGAAGGUCUUAAACGGGCGAUUCAUUACUUUCGCACGGCCGCGGGAAUGCUUACAUACAUAAACGACAACUUUCUACACGCUCCAUCAACUGACUUGAGCAAGGAGGUCGUCAAGUUUCUUGUGGGUAUCGCGAUUGCGCAGGCGACAGAAGUGGUAUACGAGAAGCUCGUAGAAGAGAAGAAGGCAUUAGUAACCAAGGUUGCAUCCCAAACUGCGUAUUUGUACAAUGCGCUGCAGGAGGAUGUGAAGGAGUUUAUGGGCAGAGGAAUAUUCGACCGCAAUUGGGUUACUCUUAUCCAGAUAAAAGCCAAAUACUUUGCUUCUCUCACUCAGUACCACCGUGCCCUCACAGAUGAUAGCUCAGGCAAACACGGCGAUGCUCUGGUCCGGUUCCAAAUCGCUGAAACUCAUGCCAAAGAAGCUCACCGACUUGCACAAUCGUUUACCCCAUACUUCGUGGUCACCCUUACACCAACCAUGCCUUCAGACGCUGGAGUUGCCAUUCUCGAGCUCACCAAGUCUCAUCUGGCGCUAUGUACAGAGCACAAAAACACUGCUCAAAAGGACAACGACUUGAUUUAUCACUCUAUCCUACCUUCCGAGGCGUCGCUCCCCGUGAUCGACAAAGUGAGCGUUGCUACUCCGAUUCCGAUUCAAGAGGUCUACGGAACACCCGAAGUCCAGAAGGUCAUCGGACCUGAUUUGUUCAUCCGUCUAGUUCCAUUAAGCGUGCACGAAAGUGCUUCCGUCUAUUCGGAAGAAAAGGCCAAACUUGUACGUGGCGAAUCCACGAGGGCGGAGGAAGCGGAUGGGGACUUGCGCGCAGGAUUAGACUCGCUGGGAUUACCUGGGGCAUUGGCCAAGUUCAGAGAGAUGGCUGAAGGAAGCGAUGCUGAUGCAGAGAGCGCUGUGCCGCAACAAAUAUGGACAUGGAAGGAAGAAGUGGAGAACAAGGAGAGCGAGAACCCCACAGAAUCAAUAUUAGCACAGCUAGAGAAGCUCAAAGCGGAAGUGGAUGCGGAUCUCGCAACUGUCUCCAGAGAGCUGGAGUUGGAAUCACGAGAGUGUGAGAGUAUGAGGGUUAAAUACGAACACCUCUGGACCCAAGAGCCUUCAGCAUCUCGCACUGCUGCCCUUCGUCAAGAACUCAAGUCUCACCGAGAAGCAUUUGCUGCAGCGGCUUCGUCAGACGGACAGGUUUUAUCGCUCUGGCAGAGUACUAAGCCUGGGCUCGAUAUUCUUCGUAAUAACCCAGCUUCAUUGUUCCAACGCGUGGACAGCGAGCCCGGGAGCCUUCUCGAUUUAGAUGAAGGCGCGAACGUAGACACAGACGAAUCCAAUGCGAUCAAAGCUCAAAUAGAAGAUAUCGAUGAGAUACUCGGGAGACUUAACAAGAUCAAACGGGAAAGAGGAGAAGUCUUGAAGGAUCUCAAAGAAAAGGUCCAAAACGACGAUGUCUCCCACUUGCUAUUACUGAACCGCCGCUCUGGUCCGGCAGUCGAAACUGCACUCUUUGCAUCGGAGCUGGAAAAGUUCCGCCCAUACCAAUCUCGGCUCGCAUCAACUGUGCACCACCAGCAAGCAGCCCUUCAAGAGGUUGGGAAUCUGCUAAAACGACUGCAAAACGAGCGCGGGCGUAGUGCAUGGGCGAAGAAGUGGGAAGCUGGAGAAAAGAAACGCAAGGAUGCAAUCACAAGGAUCGCUAGGGCGAGAGAGGGUUGGGUUGAAGUUCGGGAAGGAGCUGGAAAAGGGAUACAAUUUUAUCAGGAUUUGGCAUCUAUGGUCUCGGCGCUCAAGCGGAACGCUAUAUCUUACACGUCUUCACGUAAGGCAGAAAGGGAUCGUCUCGCCUCAGAGAUUGAAGUCCAGAGGCGGCUUUCUGCUCCUGCAGUACCCCCUCCUGUCCCGCCUCCACCUAGUACCCAGCCACGUUCGCCUACCCUUGAAGGUGCGAUGGGUGGACUGAAUCUUGGGUCAGGGACAAAUUCGGGGUGGUCUCAACCUCCCCGGCCACCAAGUCAAUCGUUCCCGCCCCCACCGCCGCAACGUCCAGCAUAUGCUUCACCAGCCCCGCCCCACCCCCGCCUCCACAGCAAUAUCAAUCCUUCAAUGCACCCGGGGUAUUCGUCUCCUGCUCCUCCACCAGAUCCAUACGCAGGCCUCGGCUCAGCGUUCUCGACGACUGCACCCACGACCGCUAGCCCGUCACCGUACCCUCCCCCCCCCUCCCCCAGUCGACAGAGUACGUACCCUCCCCCGCCACCCCCUGCUCGACAAGGAACGUAUCCUCCUCCAGUGGGUCAAGCUCAGAGCCCGUACCCGCCCCUCCACCUCAAGGUCAACAAUACGGCGGGUAUGCACAAUAUGCCGCCUCAGCAGUACGGGCAGCAACCACCCCAGCAGUAUGGUCAACAAUAUGGUCAGCAGCAACCGCAGUAUGGCCAGCAACAGCCCCAGUACGGGCAACAACCGCAGUACCAGGGGGGAAUACCUCCUCCUCCACCUCCAGUAAAUUAUUCCUCCCCACCUCCAGGAGGGUAUAAUAAUACCUAUGGAGGACAAGGUUACGGCCGAUAG